CGCUCCGGGUGCGCCAGGGCCUGCCUGGCAGUUGCGCAAGUUGCGCUCCGGCGGCUAUAAGAGGGGCGGGCAGGCAUGGAGCCCCGGAGGAAUCGAGGAAUCGCGGCUCCAGCAACUGCGAGGCCCCAGCAGCCCAUCCCGGGAAGGAAAAUGCGCUGUGGACCCCUCUGCCGAUUCCUGUGGCUUUGGCCCUAUCUGUCCUAUGUUGAAGCCGUGCCCAUCCAAAAAGUUCAGGAUGACACCAAAACCCUCAUCAAGACGAUCGUCACCAGGAUCAAUGACAUUUCACACACGCAGUUGGUCUCCUCCAAGCAGAGGGUCACUGGUUUGGACUUCAUCCCUGGGCUCCACCCUGUCUUGAGUUUAUCCAAGAUGGACCAGACCUUGGCGAUCUACCAACAGAUCCUCACCAGUCUGCCUUCCAGAAAUGUGAUCCAAAUAUCUAAUGACCUGGAGAACCUGCGGGACCUUCUCCACCUGCUGGCUUCCUCCAAGAGCUGCCCCUUGCCCCAGGCCAGGGCCCUCGAGACCUUGGAGAGCCUGGGCAGCGUCCUGGAAGCCUCCCUCUACUCCACGGAGGUGGUGGCCCUGAGCAGGCUGCAAGGAUCCCUGCAGGACAUGCUGCAGCAGCUGGACCUCAGCCUUGGGUGCUGAAGCCUUGAAGGCCUCCCUUCCCAAAGUCAAGGGAAGAAUCCUGAGCUUCCAGGUGUCUCCAGGAGAAGAGAGCCUGUGUGGACACCCUUUAUGCAAGCCUGCGGGCCAUUUUUCUCUCACUACUCUAAGCCACUCUUCCAAAGGCAGAAGACUCCAAGGCACGAAACCAAAGGUAUAAAUACAUGGUUCCAUGCCCCCUGGAAGGGGUGCCCAUCCAGCAGCAGCGGACUAGAUCUGGGGUUUUCACAGAAGUCUUCCUCCCUGUUCCAUCUCUCUCUCACUGCAUGCUUCAGCGUGACCCUGGGUGAUUUCAGGAGGCGGACCACGGAGCUUUUUCGGACGAUCAAGCAAGUUUCCAUCUGAGAAUUCCGGGGAGCACCAUGAAGGCUACGCUGCAUGCACAGCUGGAUACUCCCAGGCAGCAUGAGUUGAAAGCGCCUAUUUAUUUACCAUGCAUUUUAUUUAUGGAUUUGAAGCAAAACACCCGCUUUUCCAGGUUCUUUGGGGUCAGCCAGGGCUAGAGAUGCUCCUAGGUGCUGUUUCCAAUCUCAUCCAUGAGCCUGAUCUAGGCAAACCCAUUUUGAGUGACUUGAGGGCCCUCAAGUUAGUUCUUUAGUGACUGGCUUUGUUUCUGCUGUGACUGACUUUCAAUUACAGUGUUUGCAAUGGCAUUGCCCUAAACAGAUCUCGAAGGGCCAGGAUGUUUUCAAAAGAAGAUGAAUUUUGUCAAGUGUAAUAUAUAGCUGUGUGCACUCGGAGGUGGGGAAUGCGUUGAGGGAAGGGGAAGUAUCCAGAAUGAAUUUUUUGAAGAACAUUUGUGUGAUGGGUUCUUUGGAUGGGGUGACAUCAUUUCCCCAUCUUCGUGGUUUUCAUGAAUAAGAGACGAUCUCUUCAGGGGGGUUCUGGGGUUUUGCUGGUGCCUGGUGCCCGUGGAGGGAGUGGGGACGAGGCUGAAGCCGAAGACUUUAGGGCAGCGGGGAGCUCUGGCCUUCUCCGACUGCUGGAGAGUGGUCUUUCUUAUCAGGAAGUGAGGAUCCCGCAUUGGAGAUAGUGAUCCCCAGAGUUGAGAUCCUUGGUGUGGUGCUCUGAAUGGUCCAGGCUGAUCCCACACUGAGUUUAUAACAUAGCAGUGUCCCUGUUUGGCAUUUGCAUACUCGCCAAAAGCAGGGUCAUUUUUCCCAUCCGUGUGGGAAGGAUUUGUAUUCCAGUGGGAGGCUGAAAUCUGUAGGUGGUCUGUGGGCUUUAAAAGAUGGUUCCAAGACCUGGGUCAGCACUGGAUCAGUGAGUCCCAGGUCUCCACGACUGGUUUUCAGGAGUACCCGCUCUUGCUAGAGGUCACGUUCAGUAGUACAAACAAGGAGGCUUGAGUUUCCCACCAUCCUGCUGCUGUGACGCAGCAAUCACACCACAGGAGGUGAAUCUGUCCAAGGAAAUUUGAAUCUAAGCAAUCAAUUUGAAGACUGAGCGCCUAUUGUGCUCAGUCCUGACUGGUGCUAUGGGCUAGAGAAGCUCACCGAAUAAAUAUUAAAAUGCAGUCCUGCCCUCAGGGACCUUGCAUUCCAGAUGAUAAAACCCCACUCUGGGGCAUGCAAAGGCGGCAUUUCACCAUGGCAAUGGAACAGCUGAAAUUCAGUAUGGUCCUCAGCAGGUGGGAAAUGCUGAGCUGAGGAAGGCAGUGCCCAGAGGGCCCCAGGCUAACACUGCUUGGACUUAGUAGCAUUUUUCUUUUUCAGGGCACGUCAGCAUCUAUUACUGUGAAGCCACGUUCCUUUGAAGAAGGAUAGCUGAGAAUUUAAAAAACCUAAGACCGUAACAGCAGAAAGGUGACAGGAUCAGCACUAGAAACAGGUCCUCUGACCCUAGAGUGUCCCUGGAGCCAAGUAAUGCUCUCUGGGGAUGCUAAUAGGGGUGGGCAGGGAGACUUGGGGUGCUUGCUGGAAGAGAGGAAUUUUGAGGCCGAUUUAGCAGGAAAUGAGGGAAGUGAAUUGCCCGGGGGGAGGAGGCUGAUUCUUUGAAGCUUUGGUGCUGAGACACCAAGGUGAUGGGGCAAGAAGGCAGUUACAAAGAAAGGCAGAGAAAGGAAAGAUGGGAGGGAAAAGGACACGUUGAAGAGCCCGUCUGGGGCAAAGAAGUUUGCUAUCGAAAGAGUUAAGAGUCUAAAGUUCUAGAGCAAAGACUCAUGGGAUGGCAGAGUUGGACCUGCUCUGGAAAAAAAUAUGUCCUGAUAAUCACAGCCACUCAGGCUGGGAUUUUUGUGAGUCUUUUGCUCACAAAACCUGGCACUAUGGCUCAUUCCUGGAGUGUGAAACUUCCAAAAUGGAAAUGAUUGUCUUUUCUUGUAACUUGAAAUAAUUUUUUUCGGUCCCAAAAAAUCCAAAUAAAUUACCUUUGCCCCCUGGU
Molecule: messenger RNA, 3054 nt
Organism: Vicugna pacos (alpaca)
Lineage: Eukaryota; Metazoa; Chordata; Mammalia; Artiodactyla; Camelidae
Gene: LEP
Product: leptin
Biological process (GO): energy reserve metabolic process; lipid metabolic process; tyrosine phosphorylation of STAT protein
Cellular component (GO): extracellular region
Molecular function (GO): peptide hormone receptor binding; hormone activity
Source: RefSeq, a predicted model, not a curated record